Paramuricea clavata is the source of this 3134-nucleotide messenger RNA. The record is from the annotation of a GenBank genome assembly. Lineage: Eukaryota; Metazoa; Cnidaria; Anthozoa; Malacalcyonacea; Plexauridae.
CUUGGACACAUGGCUGAACCAAAGCAAAAACUCGAUAAUGCAAGAGGUCAUAGCAAAUCUUACAACAGAUUAUUGUCAGGCUAAUUCUGACGAGUGUGACUUGUCCACAAGGUAAAUUGAAACCGUUAAGUCUCGCUUGUAUUCUCUCCCAGUUGACUCAGCUGACGAAUAAGUACAAUCGUCUUCUUGGGAUGGAAUAAUUUCUAGUAGCGAACACAAGAGAAACUUAACUUUAUUAAUUUUACAUGAGAAUCAAUGACGUCCCUUGUAUGAGACACUAGUCCAUCACAUGUUAACUCUCAACAGAAGCUGCUGCUCAUUCAUCAACUGAGUAAAGUGGGAGAGAACAUAAGAGAGACUUAACCGCUUUAUAUGCAUGAGAGUUAAUGACUUCCAUGUAUGAGACACUAUUCCAUCACAGGUUAAAGCCUGGUUCACACGAUGAAAUAAGCACAAGCAGCGGAACCUUUGAUGUGCAUAAACGUAAGCAUAAGAUCAGAACGCAACAUUUGUUCUUCUUAUGUUUACAUCAAAGGUUCCGCUUGCUUAUGCUUAUUUCAUCGUGUGAACCAGGCUUAACUAUCAACAGAAGCUGCUGCUCAUUCAUCAAUUGAGUCAACUACGAGAGUCAAUGACGUCCCUGUACGAGACAUUAGUCCGUCACAAGUUAACUCAACAGAAACUGGUGUUCAUUCAUACAUCAAUUAUAUGUUUGAAACAAAGUUGUAUUAGUUGUUCCAUUUGACUGAUUUUGAUGUUCGUGACUGUUUUAUUUGACCGUAAGCAUGCAGACCUUAGUCCAAAAACUUCACAUUAUUUUCUAUUUUUAGCACUCGCUUCGAACCAGAGAAUGUAAAAACAGUGGACAACUAUCCUAAGAACAAGGACGCCAACCUUGAGACGCUUAUCCACGUCGAAAUUCCAACAACUGUUGGUUCCACUUCUGAGAAGAUUCCUGGAGGAACAUUGCUUACAAUUAUAACCAAUGAAAAAUCGAGAUUAAGCUCAGAAAUCGGGCAUGGUAUAGGGCCCAUCAUGCCAGGACAAACUUUGUCUGGUUCCGCUGGGGAUGAGGUGAAUAAUAAGUUGAAAAAGGUCAUGAUUCCUAUCGCGUUUUUACUGCUCUUGGUCAUAGCGUUGAUUUGCUGGAUCUUACAUCGUGGAAAGUAAGUUGAAUUCACCAUCUUGAAGGCUUGUUCGUGGUUAGUGCUUGGGUCUUUCAUCCCUGUGACUGAUAUACAGUUGCCUCAUUAUAAUUUCACCUCAGUCACAUGAAAGAAGAUUUUCAGUUUGACUCUACCAAACACUGCAUGUGCCUCAGUCACUGAGAUAUGAUUCCUGCAAUAUACAGUUGUCUCAUUAUAAUUUCACCUCAGUCACAUGUGAGAAAAUUUUCAGUUUGACUUCUACCAAACACUACAUGUGCCUCAGUCACUGAGAUAUGAUUCCUGUAAUAUACAGUUGUCUCAUUAUAAUUUCACCUCAGUCACAUGUGAGAAAAUUUUCAGUUUGACUCUACCAAACACUGCAUGUGUCUCAGUCACUGAGAUAUGAUUCCUGUAAUAUACAGUUGUCUCAUUAUAAUUUCACCUCAGUCACAUGUGAGAAAAUUUUCAGUUUGACUUCUACCAAACACUACAUGUGCCUCAGUCACUGAGAUAUGAUUCCUGUAAUAUACAGUUGUCUCAUUAUAAUUUCACCUCAGUCACAUGAGAAGAUUUUCAGUUUGACUUCUAUCAAACACUACAUGUGCCUCAGUCACUGAGAUAUGAUUCCUGUAAUAUACAGUUGUCUCAUUAUAAUUUCACCUCAGUCACAUGUGAGAAAAUUUUCAGUUUGACUUCUACCAAACACUGCAUGUGCCUCAGUCACUGAGAUAUGAUGAUUCCUGCAAUAUACAGUUGUCUCAUUAUAAUUUCACCUCAGUCACAUGUGAGAAGAUUUUCAGUUUGACCUCUACCAAACACUACAUGUGCCUUAGUCACUGAGAUAUGAUUCCUGCAAUAUACAGUUGUUUCAUUAUAAUUUCACCUCAGUCACAUGUGAGAAGCUUUUCAGUUUGACCUCUACCAAACACUACAUGUGCCUCAGUCACUGAGAUAUGAUUCCUGCAAUAUACAAUUGUCUCAUUAUAAUUUCACCUCAGUCACAUGUGAGAAGCUUUUCAGUUUGACCUCUACCAAACACUACAUGUGCCUCAGUCACUGAGAUAUGAUUCCUGCAAUAUACAGUUGUUUCAUUAUAAUUUCACCUCAGUCACAUGUGAGAAGAUUUUCAGUUUGACCUCUACCAAACACUACAUGAGCCUCAGUCACUGAGAUAUGAUUCCUGCAAUAUACAGUUGUCUCAUUAUAAUUUCAACUCAGUCACAUGUGAAAAGAUUUUCAGUUUGACCUCUACCAAACUUCACAUUCUUGUCAAGUGAAAUAAAGCACAAAUAAAGUUAGAGUAAGUUUUCUCUGCUAAUUUUUUUUAUUUGCAAUAAUUUCCUAGAAAAAAGAAGCAAGCUAGGGAAGAACGGAGGAGAUACAAUGCGUUGCAAAAUUCUAAGAAUGCAUCAAAUUUACGAGAAAAAGGCGGAGCCAUGGUAAACACCGCUGAUAAUGUACCACCGACUCAGUUUCAGCCUGAACGCGGGCCUUCGCCUGAUUUGGACUCAGCUGAAAACCAGGCUGAGGGUGAAACGAACAACAAUAUAAGAAGGCACAAAAAGAGGCGGCCUCCGCCGAAGAAGCAACCAGUCAGGAACGUUCCUGCUGACGAGAGCGAUGACGUAUUUGACGAUGACCCGGAUGAGCGGGAAAAACCGAAGAAAAAAGGCCGGCGUCGCAAAGGACGACGGUCUUACGACUUGAAUCAGGAUUAUGAGAUGCAGGCUGCGAAGGAGUUAGCCUGCUCCCAGCCUAGCAGCGAAGGGACUAACGAGGACUCCCAGGUGAACGGAGGGUAUCAACAGGAUAGCGAGAAAGGAGAGAGUGAUCCUGCGAGAAAUUCCAAUGCUGACUCAGCAGUCGAGUUGAGUUCGUCAGUCGCAUCGUCAGCCAAUCAGGGUCGUGCGCGGAGUUUGCCGCCAAUUCCCAGAGCGAGUCAGCAGGAAACACUCUGAGAAUUUGGAUCCCCCCCUUGGAAUCCGC